AUGGGUUGCGGACAAUCAAAACACGAUGUUGUUACGGGUAACACCACGACGGUCCGAAAACCUUUGGAAGCUGAAUCAGUGAAGGGCCAAGAGAACGAGACAAUUAAAAGACAAGAAAGCUGCCGGUGCAAGAAAACGAACGACAUCUCAGCGGUGGUUUCUUCAAACCAGCCAAAAAUCACCGUGGAAAUUAAUACCAAUAAACUGAAGGAAAAGAAAGCUGGAGGAGAUUGUGGCGAGAAGCCGGAGGGAGAGACAAAUGAUCAACAGAAACAUGAGGAAAAGGAAACAACCACUUUGCCGUUGGUGACAGCGAUAGUGUCGGAAAAUAUUUUGCCAGAGGAAAAAGUUGAUAGUGAUACAAUUGUAGAAGAGGAAAAAAGUACGGAAGAUAAAACUUCUGGUAACGUUGACACUGAAAUUCUACUUCCCGAGGUUGAAGAACCAAAACUGGAUGUAGAGACUCCAAUAACAACGGAGUCAGAAGUUCAAGAAGUUUUGACCAAAGAGGAUGUAGAAAUUGCUACCUCGGAAAAUGUUGAAACCGAGUCCAAAGAAAACGAUGACACUUUUAUUUUGAGGGACGAAGAUGAAGUCGAUCUUAUAGACAAUGUAGCCGCCUCGAAAACUGUUGAAAUUACAUCCACAGAAAACGACGACACUUUUGUUUUAAAGGACGAAGAUGAAGUCGAUCUUAUAGAGAAUGUAGAGACUCCCGCCUCAGAAAACGAAGACACUCUUGUUAUAAAUGAUGAAGCUGAUCUUGUAGAGACUGUCCAAAGUGCGUCCGCAGAAAACGACGAAUCUCUUGUUUUAAAGGACGAAGAUAAAGUUGAUCUUUUAGAGAAUGUAGAGACUCCCACCUCAGAAACUGCAACUACAGAAAACGAUGACAUUUCUAACUUAAAGGACGAAGAUGAAGUUGAUCUUGUCGAGAAUGAUGAAGAUGAAGUUGAUCUUCUAGAGAAAGUAGUCGAACUUGUGUCUACAGAAAACGAUGACACUCUUUAUUUAAAGAAGGAAGAUAAAGUUGAUCUUCUAGCGAAUGUAAAGACUGCCGCCUCAGAAACUGUCGAAACUGUGCCUACAGAAAAAGAUAACACUCAUGUUCUAAAGGAUGAAGUUGAUAAUGACGAAGAUAAAGUUGAUCUUAUAGAGAAUGUAGAGAUUACAGUCACACAAAAUGUCGACAUUGUGUCCACAGAAAACGAUAAAACUCAUGUUUUAGAGGAAGAAGAGAAAGUUGAUCUUGUAGAGGGAAAUCCGGCAAAGCAAGUUGAGGCGGCAUGA
Brassica oleracea var. oleracea is the source of this 1290-nucleotide messenger RNA. RefSeq names its product enhancer of translation termination 1-like. Bases 1 to 1290 code for a protein of 429 amino acids. NCBI's taxonomy places the organism in Eukaryota, Viridiplantae, Streptophyta, Magnoliopsida, Brassicales, Brassicaceae. The transcript is spliced from 5 exons. The record is from RefSeq and is a predicted model, not a curated record.